Eutrema salsugineum is the source of this 1398-nucleotide messenger RNA. RefSeq lists its product as uncharacterized. The record is from RefSeq and is a predicted model, not a curated record. Bases 1 to 1398 code for a protein of 465 amino acids. The transcript has 11 exons. NCBI's taxonomy places the organism in Eukaryota, Viridiplantae, Streptophyta, Magnoliopsida, Brassicales, Brassicaceae.
AUGUACCAAUACGAGUUUUUCGGUGUUAUUGGACAAGUUGAAAGUGUUUAUGAGUUGCAAACAAUAUCUGUUAUGAAUAAGGACACCACCAAACUCGAGUUCGCUCUACGAAAUGCUAAUGAUGAACGUUUACCAUGCACACUUUGGGGAAAGUUUGGUGAAGAAGUCUGGUCGGCUUGUCGGAGUUCGGGUGAAAGAAGUGUCAUUCUUGUGAUCUGUUUUGGGAAAAUUAACGUUUUCAAAGGUGAUCGUCGAAUAACAAGUAGUUGUCAAACAACGAAGGUUCUGAUCCAUUUGAAUGAUCCCGAUGCCAUUGUCUUCAAGAAUAGUUUACCUGAGAAUUGCGGACGUAUUACCUUCUUGAGUAGCAAACCUCAACAAUGGGUUUCUUAUGGUGGUGAGAUUCAUUUCGAUCAGUUUCCAAUGGUCACUAUUUCAGAAUUACAAGAUUCUCUUGAGGUUGGGAAAUGUAAGAUCAUGUUCACCAUCUACGCGGUUGACACAGACUGGUCGUGGUUUUAUUUGGUUUGCACUAGGUAUGGUAAAAAAGUGUACAAAAUUCCAAAGAAGGAAGAUCAAAAAAUGACCAAGAAGAAUAAAACCCUUUAUUCAUGUGAAACAUGUGAUGCAAAAGUGUUAUUUGUGAGUGCGAGGUACAAACUUCAUCUUUGCGUUAUGGACGAUACCAGCAAGAUCAAGUGUUUUCUUUAUGAUAGAAAUGCGCAGGAUAUUUUAAAUCAGAAAGUUGAUGAAAUUCUCAAGGGGAACUUCGAUGAGAUACAAGAAUCGGAUGUCCUUCCUGAUGCACUGCAAAACUUGAUUGGGAAGACUUUUCAGUUUCUGAUUUGUGUUGAGAAAGAAAAUCUAUAUGGUGGUAGUAAUACAUACAAAGUCGGGAAGGUUUGGAAAGGAAAUGAUGUUUUAUCCGUUGAUGAGGUGAAUGAAUCUGAAGAUAUGGGUGAUCAGAGUUUGCUAUUGCCAGAUUCUAUAUCUCCGUAUGAAGAUUAUAGAUGUAAACAUGAGAUUGGUCAGAACUACAACGAGAAUAUUUUCGACCAUCAACAUCGUGAAGGACAUGUUGAUUAUAGUAGUCUUGGUGUUGAUGAUACCAAAGAUAUGUAUAAUGAUGUCGUCUUUCCAAACAAAUACUGGGAUUCAGAAGAUGAGUAUGAUUAUGAACAACGGUUUGACUGUAGCAGUCUUGAUGGUUCGUCCGAUGAGGAAAACUAUAUUAUGGAUGAAGCUGGCGAAGAAAUUUCAUCUGACAAUGAGGAACCUGAAGACUAUGUUUAUGAUGUCAAGAGUUUAGCUACUAUGUUGCAGAAAUCAUUUUCUGUAGGAGUCUCUAGUAAUAAUAAUCUUUUCUGCGAAUAUAAAGGUAUUUAUUUCCAACGCUAA